Molecule: messenger RNA, 1023 nt
Organism: Vicia faba (fava bean)
Lineage: Eukaryota; Viridiplantae; Streptophyta; Magnoliopsida; Fabales; Fabaceae
Source: the annotation of a GenBank genome assembly
AUGUCAAAAGUAGGAAGAAUGAAGUUGGGUUCACAAGGCAUGGAAGUGUCCUUACAAGGACUUGGUUGCAUGAGUAUGUCUGCUUUCUAUGGUCCUCCUAAACCUGAAUCCGACAUGAUUGCUCUCAUCCAUCAUGCCAUUCAAUCUGGUGUCACUUUUCUUGAUACUUCUGAUGUCUAUGGACCUCACACCAAUGAAAUCCUUCUUGGAAAGGCUUUGAAGGGAGUGAGAGAGAAAGUUGAACUGGCUACUAAAUUUGGAGUGAGAGGAGGUGAUGAGAAGUUUGAGAUCUGUGGUGAUCCAGCUUAUGUGAGAGAAGCUUGUGAGGGUAGCUUGAAGAGACUUGAUAUUGAUUCUAUUGAUCUCUACUAUCAACAUCGUAUUGAUACUCGUAUUCCAAUUGAAGUCACGAUUGGAGAGCUCAAAAAACUAGUUGAAGAGGGAAAAAUAAAAUACAUUGGUUUGUCUGAGGCGUCAGCUGCAACAAUCAGAAGAGCACAUGCUGUUCAUCCAAUAACAGCUGUGCAGUUGGAGUGGUCAUUAUGGUCAAGAGAUGUCGAGGAAGAAGUUAUUCCAACUUGCAGGGAACUUGGUAUUGGAAUUGUUGCAUAUAGUCCUCUUGGGCGAGGAUUCUUUUCGUCGGGGCCAAAGUUGCUUGAGACCUUGUCACAGGAUGAUUACCGGAAGGAUUUGCCUAGAUUUCGACCUGAAAACCUACAGCAGAACCAAACUAUAUUUGACAAAGUUAAUGAACUGGCUUCAAAGAAAGGGUGUACUCCACCUCAGCUUGCACUAGCCUGGCUUCAUCACCAAGGAAACGACGUGUGCCCGAUACCUGGAACAACAAAAAUUGAGAACUUGAAUCAAAACAUAGGGGCUUUAUCGGUUAAACUGACUCGAGAAGAAUUGGCAGAAAUUGAGUCCUUAGCAGAUGCUGUUAGGGGUGAUAGAUAUGGGGAUGAUAUAAGCACAUGGAAGGAUUCUGAUACUCCACCACUCUCUUCAUGGAAUGCUGCACAAUGA